AUGCAUAGUGGCCAGUUGUUGCGUGACAUAGAGGCAAUAAGCAGAGCUCUAUACCUGCAGAAACCCCGAUCUGAUGUUCGUUCGAAAUCCGUAGGGAAAACACGUGCUACAGGUUCUAAACCCAGAAUCUCUGAUGAGCAUCACCAUUUUAAUGAAAAGAACUCGGUAUGGAACUGGAAGAAGUCCCUGAAAUCUUUGGCACAUAUUGGUCACAAGAGGUUUGAUGUUUGUUUCUUUCUCCAUGUUCAUUCGAUUGAAGGGCUACCCCUGGGUUUCAAUGACCUUAGUUUGUCGGUGCAUUGGAAGAGGAAAGAUCAUGUUGUGAGCUCCCGGCCUUCAAGGGUUAUGCGGGGAGUUGCUGAAUUCGAUGAGGCUUUGAUGCACAGAUGUUAUGUAUAUGGGAGCAGAACUGGACCACAGAAUUCUGCAAAAUAUGAUGGAAAGCUUUUCAUGAUCUAUGUUUCUGUAACGGGUACUCUUGAUAUUGACUUUGGAAAGCGGUGGGUGGAUCUUACGAAGCUGCUGCCUUGUACUUUGGAGGAACUGGAGACGGAGAAGAACAGUGGUAAAUGGACUACUAGCUUUGGACUUGCGGGUAAAGCCAAGGGUGCAACCUUGAAUGUUAGUUUUGGUUUUUCUCUGGAGAGAGAUAGAAAUUCUGUAUCACAAGUGAAUCAGACUUCCUCUGUGCUUGAUCACUUGACUCCCAACUUUCCACGCAACACGGAAGCAAGAAUGAGAUUUGCAGCUUCUAUGAGGGACGAGAUUCAUUGUGUUAGAAGUAUACCUCAUAGUAUGAACCAUGAGAAUCCUCUAUGUUUUCAGUCUGUUGAUGUAAAAAAAUUCGAUGAAGUUCCGCAAAAUGUAGGAUUGGAGCUUUCCAAGUCGAUAAAGUUUCUGUACCAGAAACUUAAUGAGGUUAACUUGCAUAAUUCAGAUGAUCUGGAUGCUUUAGCUGCUCAUCUAUGGCUGGAGAACUCUAACGUGGGUUUGGACCUUGAUAGAAGUUCUAGCAAAGAUGGCUGUGAUGAUGAAUUUGAAUUCACCAUCAUAGAUCAAGGGAUAGAAAUGCCAGAGAAGUUUGAGUCGGAAAUCAUGAGAACUUGUCCUUCUGAUGUUGGACUUGAUGGUUCUGUAAUUGAAACUAUUGAUAUCAAUGAAAUCAUUAUGGAUGAUGACGAAUCCCUUGCUGCACAAAAAAUGUCUCAUGUACAGGAGAUCGUAGAUGAUAUAGGAAGUCUUUUGGUAGCUCCCUCGGAGGACGAAAAGAAAACUAGAUCUGUAUAUGGAUCAUCCUCAGAAGAUCCAGAGGCAGCCUGUUUAGUUCCUGGAGAUUAUGCUGUUGAGUCUCCUUUAUCUCUUAAUUACUUUACCGAGCAUGAAAAUUAUAUGGAGAUGAAGUCAGAUUGUGCUACACACAGUAGUGUUAAGAGAUCACUCAGUUUGGAUGAAGUCACUGAGUCUGUGGCUAAUGAUUUCUUAAAUAUGCUGGGAAGUGAUGGUGGAUCCUUUCGGAUAAAUUCAGAUUGUAUUGCUGAGUCUCCAAGAGAGCUCCUCUUAAGAGAGUUUGAGAAAGACGCUCUUUCAUGUGGCGACUUUAUCUUGGAUUGUAACUUAUCUAGAGAUGAUGGCAGAUCCGCUUAUGUUGGUGAAGUGGGAUCCAGUUAUGGGAGUAUUUGUCAGGAUUUUGAUCGUCCCUUGAGUAUACGGACUUUAAGGAAGGAACAACCCCUGGCUAUUGAGUUGCCAAGUAGGAGGACCACGGUCAGAGUGCUUGAGGACAUGGAGACUGAAGCUUUAAUGAGAGAAUGGGGAUUAAACGAGGAUGCAUUCCAGAGCUCUCCACAUGAUUACUCUGGUGGAUUUGGUAGUCCAAUAGAAGUUGCUUGUGGGAAGGCAUUCGAGCUGCCGCCUCUAGGUGAUGGUUUUGGACCUUUAUUGCGAAUCAGAAACGGUGGUUAUUUGAGGUCUACCAGUUCUAUUUAUGGACAUUCUAAAAAUGUUCGAAAUUUGAUCAUACAAAUUUCACCCCAGGUUGUCCUCCCUGCUACAAUGGGUUGUGAUAUAUUGGAGAUAUUACAGCAUUUGGCAUCCGUUGGAACCGAGAAGCUUUCCUCCCAAACAAAGAGACUAAUGCCUUUACAGGAUUUAACAGGGCAGUCACUGGACCAAAUAGUCCUUGCUCCAACACACAGUGCAGCUUCAACUCAUAGGUUUGAUAGCCCCUCUUUGUACUCAAAUGUUUGUGAUUCUGAGAUGGCAUCAGAGUAUGUAUCACUUGAGGAUCUUGUCCCUCUGGCAUUGGAUAAGAUUGAGGUCCUGUCAAUUCAGGGUUUAAGGAUCCAGUCGGGCAUGUCUGAUGAGAUGGCACCUGAAACCAUAUGUCCCCCCCAGUCUGGUAGAGAAUUACAAGUGCUUGAUGACAUAAGGGAAAAUAGUAGCGCUGCUGUUGGAUUGUUGGACCUUUCUCUGACAUUGGAUGAAUGGUUGAGGAUUGAUGCUGGAAUGAGCAAUGAAGGGAAAGUUAGCCAGCAGGCAACAUCAGUUUUGAGAGCUCAUCAGGCUAAGCCCAUUAACAUUGUUAGUGAUAUUUUGGGAGGAGGAUCGCCAGUAAGGUAUGGUGUAUUGGGUAACAACCUUACUGUAGCUUUCAUGAUACAGCUCAGGGAUCCCCUUCGAGAUUGUGAACCUGUGGGCGCAUUGAUGCUUGCUCUAAUACAAGCACAGAGAGAGUUUCUGCAUUUAGAUAUGCCCGAAGAGGGUCCCAUUGGGUUCAAAAUCUGUGAUGUCCAUGUUUCUGGGUUGAAUACUGACCCAGGGAGGACGCAGCUCUGGGGUACAAAAGCCCAGCAACAAUCUGGAGUUCGGUGGCUGCUUGCUAGUGGAUUAUCCAAGUCCCAUAAAUACCCAGUUUCCAACUCGAAGGCAAUUGUCUUAUCACACCCACAACAAAAUUCGAAGGUGGCAACUGGUGACAUAUUGUGGAGCAUAAGCUGUGGUUGGGAAGAAGGGGCAGGGUUUACGAGGAAUCCAGAUGUUGAGAUUCCAGGACAAUGCCAUUAG
Molecule: messenger RNA, 3063 nt
Organism: Linum tenue
Lineage: Eukaryota; Viridiplantae; Streptophyta; Magnoliopsida; Malpighiales; Linaceae
Source: the annotation of a GenBank genome assembly